Molecule: messenger RNA, 4339 nt
Organism: Salpingoeca rosetta
Lineage: Eukaryota; Choanoflagellata; Craspedida; Salpingoecidae
Exons: 16
Coding region: 1-4155 (1384 amino acids)
Molecular function (GO): protein binding
Source: RefSeq, a predicted model, not a curated record
AUGUCCGGCGGAGAGAAGAGAGCAAGGGAGGAGGUGGAGGCGUUGCUGGCGCAGACGAAGGUGAAGGAUGGGGUGAAGAACAAGAUCAGGGCCAUCGCCAACAACACGUGUCCGGGGGGAAUAGACUUGGGUGGUUAUGGCCUCGGCGUCAUUGAGGCGCGUGCGGUGGCCGAGGCGCUCAAGGACAACACCUGCCUCGAAACGCUCGACCUGGCAGUCAAUUCCAUCGGCGAUGAGGGCGCUGUGGCGUUGGCGGAGAUGCUGAAGCACAACACGGCCCUCAAACAACUCUACCUGAGUGAGAACUCCAUCGGCCCUGAGGGCGCCGUGGCGUUGGCGGAGAUGCUGAAGCACAACACGACCCUCACAGCACUCGACUUGCGUAACAACUCCAUCACCCCAGUUGGCGGUGCGGCGCUGGGUGCCGCACUGGACGAAAACCGCACGCUGGAAACACUCUGUAUUCGGAAGAACUCCACCGCCACCGCCCGCGCCUUUGGUGCCGCGCUGCCCGUCGACCGAGAACUCAUCACAGACUGGUUUGGCGACGAUGAGGGCAACGCCGCCUUCGACGAAGCACGCGCGGAGAAGAAGCGGCAGCAUGAGCAACUGUUUUCCGCCUGCAGGGAUGGCGACGCUCCCGCUGUCACGUCCCUCAUCGAGCAGGACAAUACAGACAUCAACCAACAGGACAAGCAGGGCGACACGCCACUGCACGUUGCCUGCAGGCACAACCAUCCCGCCGUCGUGGAGCUACUCCUGAAGAAGGGCGCAGACACUGCCGUCAAGAACAAGAAGGGAGAGACGCCCUACGAUGCGGCACAAGCCAGCGGCCACGCUGCCAUCACCAGCAUCCAAGGGCUGAAACCAGGCGGCAAGCCUUCGGAGCAACCACAGCAACAACAGCAGCAGCCAAAACAAGAGCCACCUGCGCCCACUCCUGCCGCCGGACCGAAGCAAGAAGAACAAGCAGCGCAAGACCAGCAGCCCGAGCAGGCGCGCAGGGAGCGUCUCCAGCAGCGCAUGCGGGAGGUCAUAGCACGCUUCAACGCGACCAUGGCGGGCAGGGCCAAACUCAUCUUUAUUGGUCAGGGGCGCGCCGGCAAGACUUCCACGUUCCACUCGCUCAUGGGUCACAUGUUCAACAAGCAUGAGCACUCCACCCUUGGCGCCACCUCAACCGACCUCGCCGUCAUUGUCGAAUCAAUGGACGUUCACGACUGGCAGGAGCUGGAUGCGGAGAUCUCGGAGUUGAUGCGCAGCCUCUGCGGAACGGCGCUGGCGCAGGAAUCUGGCGUGGACUUGCAGAUGAAGCAGGCGAUGAUGAAGGCGAAGGCCGACUUGGGGAGCCGCGUUGCCCAGCACCAGCACCAACAGCGGCAACAAGAAGCCGAGAAGGCAGAGAAGGCAGCUGCUGCCAAACUGAAGCAAAGACAGUCACAGCAGUCAAUGGAGACGCGGUCACGGCCAUCCUCCCGCACGUCAUCAUCGACCGUCCCAAAGCCCAGCAAGACGUCUCAGAUGUCAGCAUCUGCGCCCACGAAGCAGGCCACCCUAACCCCUUCCAGCCAAAGUGAUGCUGCUGCGCGUGACAACAGCAGCAGCACCACGCCCGGCAUGUCUGCUGAGGAAAUGGAGAAAGCGAUCAAGGAGUUCAACAUGGAUGCCGUCAUGGGCGAGGGCAAAGCACGGGUAACGUUCAAGAUCUUUGACCUGGGCGGCCAGUCCACCUUCUACAUCUUUCACCCUUUCUUCCUCACCAAGUACGCGGUGUACCUGCUGGUGUUCUCCAUGGAGGACCUGUUGCACGAAGACGAGAGCCAUCGGGCAGAGGCGUGGGAGUUUAUGGAGCACUGGCUCUCCUCCCUCCACCUCCACGCAAAGGGCGCACCCGUCAUCAUCGUCGGCACCUUCGCUGAUGUGGUCAGUCAGCGGAAGCAGCACGAGAACAUCUCGCGUCACAUCUACAGUCGCCUGCGCCACAAUCCCGCCUUCCCUGGCGUCAUCCACAACGACAAGCAUGGGCUGUGGUUCUGGCCCGUCGACAACACCAAGUCCAUCAAUGACCCCAUGAUCCAGGACCUGCGCCAGACCAUCUCCUCCACAGCACUGGCGCAGGAGUACGUGAGCCAGGAGGUGGCUGUGCCAUAUCUCCACCUCUACGACAAGCUCAACGCCAUCGCCCGCGAUGAAAAGCGGCCGCUGCUCACGUUUGAUGAGGUGGUGCAGAUUGCGCGCACAUGUGGGCUGCGCACACGUGAGGAGACAAGAGCCUGCCUGCAGUUCCUGCACUUGUACUCCAUGGUGCUGUACUACGACAGCGUGCCUGGCAUGGAGGACUGUGUGAUCCUGAGUCCGCAGUGGGCGGUGGACAUGAUGACGCGCGUCAUCCGCAACUUUGAUCUGCACCACGACGUGCGUGAUGGCAAGGCGAGGGCCGUUGGUGCCGACGUGUGGGACGACCUGGUUGACCGCGGCAUCCUGCACCGCCGUCUACUUGAUGUGCUGUGGAGGGACUUGGAAGGUGGCAUGGUUGACCCGUUCCUCCAACUCAUGAUGGAGUACGGGUUGUGUAUCCGGUACACGGCACCAACGGUGCUGCUGCCCGGUCCUCAACAGCAACAACAACACCACCAACAGUACCUCGUCCCAGCCAUCCUGCCGAUGACGCUGGAGGACGAACAGGCGUCCUCGUCGGUGACUCUGAGCACGGCAGCAGCACAGCAAGCAAAUCCGUAUGUUGGAUAUGAGGAGAAGACAGCCUACGUCGCCUUCAGCCUGAGGGAGUUCAAGAGGGGUGUAAGCGCCAAGAUUGCAGACACGCAGCAAGCCUCCUUCCUGCCAGAGGGCCUGUUCCCGAUGGUUCUGGCACGCGUGAUGGCACACAUGCAACACGGUGCAGCAGAACCGCCCAUGUUGAGCCGCACAGACGCCGUGAUCUUCAUGGACGUGGCUGAGAUCGAGAUGCAGCUCGUGCCGGCUGUUGGCGGCAUCAAGAUCAAGGUCAUGACUGCACGUCCUCGCACGCUGCUGCACAUGCUGUACGACACCAUCACUACAGCUGUCACGCAGCGCUACCCCGAGCUCAAGGCCACGUUGCUGCUGCCAUUUAAUGACACAAGGCUGCUGUUCUUCGAGGACGUGCACACCCACCACACGAACAAGAAAGCGCUUCGCGUUGGCCGCUCACAGCUGCUGUCACCAGAGGAUCUGGUCGCCAAAUAUGGUCCACUCUUGCCAGUUAUGGGUCAGCAGGACAAAUACGACGCCUUCAUCAGUUACAGGCAACGCGGCAACCGGGGUUUGGUGAUGACCUUGUCCCCUAAGUUGGAACAGCACGGACUGGUGACCUUUGUGGACAGCAACAACUUGGAGACAGGCGUCAACUUCAAGUACGCGUGCAUGGCAGCUCUUCAGCACAGCGUGGUCGCCUGUCCCAUCGUGUCUGUCGGUGCCAUCCAUCAGAUGCAGCAUCGCUCGGCCACACUGGACACUAGAGUGGACCCUGCGGUCACGUGGCUGGCACGACAGCAGUCACCAUGUUAUGAGCGCGGGCGGAGGGUGAGCGAGUACGACUCGUUUGACCGCCUGAAGAGACUGGCAACGAAGUUGCCGGAUGUUGUGAGCAAGAACACGGCGGCAGCGCUGGACCACAGCACAAAGAGCGUGCGGGAAGUGGUGCUGUCGCUAUUUGACAUUGAUGCGGUGAUUGCGGUGGAUGCCGGUGUGGACCGCACGUCGCAGCUGCGCGACAUUGCGGAGAAGGUGCGCCAGGUCGUCGUCUCUGCCGGCAACGAGGAGCAAGCAGCACUGGGGCCAGGCACAGCGCGUGCAUCCAAGAAGUCCUUCUUCUCCUCCUUCUCCACCUCCUUCUCCUCCACAACACCUGUUACACCGCUGCCCGCCACCCCUUCCUCCUCGUCCUCAAACUCAUUCGAGCCGGCGCUGACUGCAUGGCUCAAACGCCACUCGCUGCUACCGCACGUUAAGUCCGCGCUGAUAGAACACAGCAUCGACACGUUGGAGGUGCUGGUGGUGUCCAUACAAGAGGGUGACCUGACCAAGGAGGUACUCAGGGAAGCCGGUGUGAAAAUUGGACCGGCAAUCAAGCUGAUUCGGGAGGCAAAGAAGUGUGACGUGGACAGUUUUGUGUAGUGUAACGAGUUAUCGUUCUGUUUCCUCUCAUGUUUGCCGUCGUUGUUCUGCGCUGAGUUACUUCUGCCCUUCCGUCUUUAAGUUCGACGCCUUUCAUCCAGUCCUAGCGCCCGACUGUCGUAGACCACCACUUGCACCGCUUCUGUCCCUUGUUGCUCCUCAACUCGUCAAGACGUGCUUCGUU